Messenger RNA from Brassica rapa (field mustard), 2488 nucleotides. RefSeq lists its product as uncharacterized. The record is from RefSeq and is a predicted model, not a curated record. Lineage: Eukaryota; Viridiplantae; Streptophyta; Magnoliopsida; Brassicales; Brassicaceae.
CUUAGACACGUGGUCUUUUUUUCACGCAAAAUGAAACGCGUGGUUUGGUUGGUGUUGCCUCCGGGCUUAGUUUGUUGUUUGGGCCUCUGGGCUUUGGCUUGUUUUUUUUUGUUUCCCAUUUUUGGGUCAUUUGUAUUUGUUGGGUUUUGUUUGAUAAAAUUCAUAUGGCAAAAAAAAAAAAAAACACAUGAAUAGCUUUGGACAUAUUGUGUCAGCUGUUACGUCAUCAAUGAGCUUUCCGAUUUCAAAAGCAGACCAUCAUUUUAGACUUUUUUCUUACAUCUGUAACUCUGUAGUCGGCACUUAUAAUUAGGUCCAAAACAUUUAUUUAUCAGUGACCUCGUUAGUGAAAAUAUAUAAUUAAGGACCAUGGAGCGACCGAAAUAUUUAUAGACUACAUGACAAGUACAAUUCCAGGUCUCAUCAAUGACAAUGUACGGCUAAAUAGAAAAAAUGGAUGAUAAAGGGAGGAAAUAAGUCAUUCCUUAAUCAUAAAUAUACACCUUUUUGUUUCCUUGAUUAACGCAAAGUAUCAAUCGAGUAAAUAAUUAAAAGCAAAAGACAAUGAUUAUUGCUAAUUACCAACCCAUUAAUCUGACAAAUCGAUAAGCAUGCGUAAAUCAAAUCAUCAACAUAUACGGUCCACGAGAGUUCAAGAGUGGGACCGCAUGAUGUUGUCAUGUUCAAAGUUGCUAAUAUCCAUUUCCUAAAUCAAAUCUAACAAAGUUCGUUUUUUUUUCAACCUAAUAUCCAUUUCCUAAAAAGUUAAACACUCUAACUACUAUAAAUUAGAGAAACCCUUGGGAAAAAUGUAUUUUCUCUUCACGUAAUCAUGUAUUUAACGAGUUCAGUCACAGGUAUUUCACUUUCAAAUAAGAAAAAAUAAAUAAUCAAAAGUUUAGUUAAAUAGUUUUACAGUUUAACAGUACUAGAAAUUUCAACAAAAACAAGCUAUCACACGAUUUAAAUAGGCAAUCUAAAAAUUUUAUCGACAUAGUCAAAUGUUUUGUCCAUGCACCGUAUUUUUUUUUUGAAAAUUCCAUGCAGUACCGUAUUGAUUAAUAAGUUAAUUAAAAAACUGGACUCCUUUUCCACGUACGUAUCUAUACAAUCUACCCAUGAGGCUAUGCUUUAAAACCUCAUCAUUUAAAACCCCAACGAGAACACCCUCACCGCCCUUACUGAAACAAUCUUAUUUAAUGAUCCAAUCUUUAUCCUUUCUUGUCUGCAGAGAAAUUACUAAGGAUGGGUAACUGUCUUGGCGGCAAAUUGAUUUAGAAAUUAUAUUUGCUCUUGAUAUAAACAUGUAUUUACUAUAACGAGUUGUAGUAUAUGCAGGUGUUUCACACAAGAAUGUAAUCAUCAAAAUUUCUAGUUAAAUUGUUGUAUGAUUUAACAGUAUUGAAUUUUUCAAUAAAAACAAGCUCUCAAACAAUUUAAAUAAGAUAAUCCUGAAAUUCUAAAAGGUUUUGUCCACGUUUUGUACUACUGAAUUUUUAAUUUUUUGGACUUCUUUUCCGCGUACGUAUAUCUCUACAAUCUACCCAUUACCACAUGGUUGCCAACCCCAUAUUCAUUUAAAACCCCAACGAGAACAUCCUCACCGCCCUCAAGUGAAACAAUCUUAUUUAAAGAUCCAGUCUCCAUCCACUAUUGUCAGAUAAAUUAUUAAGGAUGGGUAACAGUCUAGGCGGCAAGAAAACGGCCAAGAUAAUGAAAAUAGACGGCGAGUCUUUUAAACUAAAAACUCCGGUGACGGCGGAAGAAGUUCUACAAGACUUUCCCGGCUACGUUUUGCUAGACUCUGAAUCUGUAAAGCACUACGGUGCCCGAGCCAAACCACUUGAGGCGAAGCAGAGGUUAGAGGCGAAGCGGUUGUAUUUCGUGGUGGAGCCGGUGAAGGAGUGUCCACCACCAAGGAGGGUAAGAUCGGGAAUUCACAUGAAUGCCAAGGAGAGGCUUGAGCACCUCAUGCUUACUCGGAGAUCCUCUUCUGAUCUCUCCAUACUCAAACCUUCAGGAGGAUGGACGACGAAGACGGAGGAGGAAGAUGAAGGAGGAGCAGUGAGGGUGAAGCUGAGGAUUCCCAAGGCGGAGUUGGAAAAACUCGUUAAGGAAGGAGCCACGGAGGCGGAGGCCACCCAUAAGAUCGCCUCGCUCUUUAUGGCCAAACACAGCCACGAGGAAGCGAGUAAGAAUACGCUCCGACUUGGCCAUGAUGAGCCAGCCGCCACUAUUGCCACCGACACAAGAGGAGUCAAAUCUCGUCUGAAACGAGUGAGUUUCAUGGCGGAAAGAGCAGGAAGCGAGAUCACUGUCGCUUGAAGUUGAACCAAUCUAUAUUCUAAACAUAACCGCUUCCCAUCGUUUCUGCAUUUCUUUGUACAUAAAAAGCAGAGAGUUUUGAGAGAGAGCUAAUGAAUUUAUCACUCUGUAGCUAAACCUUAUAUUAUAUUUUAGAAAAUAAAAUAACGUUUUAUCUUUAUUA